Messenger RNA from Corticium candelabrum, 1880 nucleotides. RefSeq lists its product as uncharacterized. The transcript has 3 exons. NCBI's taxonomy places the organism in Eukaryota, Metazoa, Porifera, Homoscleromorpha, Homosclerophorida, Plakinidae. The record is from RefSeq and is a predicted model, not a curated record. Bases 638 to 1744 code for a protein of 368 amino acids.
ACGACUGGUAUAUUAUAGAAAUUCUGUCCCGUUUCUGCGUGCGUCAAACAAACUAAGUAUUAACAAUUUUUAAAUUUACUACUAAUACGUACAUUGGUGCAGCACACUCAAAACAUUCGCUCCAACUAUUCAAAGUAGUGCUGUGGCCCCAGCAGGUCCAUCUCCAAAACAAUAUUAUUUGCAGGCUAGAAGUAGUAUUAUAGUUAAACAAAUCAUUGAUCUUGCGGUCGGUCUACGCGUUAGAAAAAAAACAAUCACACGAUUUUUCCAGGAACUUGGUAAGUAGAUCUCUAGACUCGAACUCUAGUAUCAUCUUGUUCCUGUAACGAGUGUCUAUGGGUCAGGAACGUCUUCAUCUAACUCAAACGCUCAUUCGCAUUACUGACUGGCUACGUACUAGCACUAGAAGAGUACUAUACAAUAUAUGCAUGGUGCCUCGUAUUGAUUUUUGGAUUGUACUUUCUCUAUGUAUCUAUAACCUUCUUCCUGUAUGACGCAAUCGAUAAUUGGGAGUUUCCGCCGAGGAAUCGCUAAUUAUCCUCUGCGGACACGCUAAUUAUUCCCGAUGCAUCCAAUAAAGCGAGUAACACACUGCACGAAACCCAGUCAGUCUUGUUCAACAGCAGACGCCUAGGAUAUGGCAAUAGACGCCUCCGAAGUCGAUGGUCGCAUGUGGUUCACAUCGACAAAAUUUUGCCCACACGUUGCAGAAGGACUGCAUCCGUCUGCCAAGCGAGCACGUGUAUACACAGAGCAGCUUCCUAGUGUCUACCAGCUGAAACACCUGCGAGCACAGCGACACGACGGACGAGUUCCAGAGAGUCUUUGCGGCUACACACUCGAGGGAAGGAAACUGAAACUCACAACAGAUGUGAAACAUCGAAUCAGAGUAAAGCGCAUUCAGCUGCAUCUCCGAUCGCUACACGAAACGAUCAAACCGACAUACAAGUCAAUGACCCCGUUCAGGCUGAGUGUCUCGGAAUGCAGUGAUCAUGAUCAUGACUACUACGCUCUCCACCUCGAUCUCGGUCUCGUCUACAAGGUGCUGCAUCAAACCGACAGCUCUGUCCUCUACAGCCUUCUCUACAGCUUCCACACGCCGCUGCCGUUGUUGGUAUUUCCCCAGUCGGAUACAAAUGCGGUCGAUUGUCCGGAUGACGACGUUGAUUCAUCCGACUCAGAAUUUAACGAAUCAGACGACGACGAUGAAGUAGAUUGCUCGUUAAUUUUACAGCAACUUGUUGGGAAUUUUGCAAAAGAUGGAAUCACACUCGUCACGUGUCGAGGUGUGUCUGCUCCCAACUCCGAGCCCUACAAAAUGUCGGUCGACGAAUACGGCGAAAUCAACUGCUCUGGCGUUGAGUCCAGUUACCUACCAACACAAUUCGAGAUUCUCGCCGACAAGCAGAACGUCAGUAUUCCUGGUCAUGUCGUUUGUAUACGCUCUCGAGGCUUCGGUCCGGAAGAAAAAUUCUAUGUGGCUCUGACGGGUAGUGGAAGAAAAAUGAGAUUUACAAUAGAGAAUGCUGGAAGUGGCAUGAAAAAUCAUUCGAUUCCUAAAGAUAAAAAGUUUUACUUUACUGUGAGCGAACAUUCCGGAGGGUAUCGUUUCCGAGCGGUAACCGGUGAUAAGCGAUACCUCGCAUUUGAGUCGGCACCAAGAGGAGGAGUUCAAGUGACUGUUACGGACAAAAACGCAAAGAGCAAACUGUUAAGCACAGUCUUUGAUCUAAUUAAAUGGUAAUUGGAUCGAUGAGAGUAUGUAGCGAUUAAUUAAAUGGUUUUUAAAAGCGUCUGUUGACAGAUUUCGUAGAUCCUAGUCGUUUGCUGAUUAACUAAGUUUCUUUAAUUGAAUUGCCGUAAAACAAAAGAGAAUUACU